GUGGCGGGCAGGAGCUAUGGAUGUGCACAUUGACCACUGGGAUUUGGACAAGCGGAAAGCCAAUGCUCUUCCUCCUUUUUGUUUCUCCCCAUCGGCGCGCACCGGGCGUCCCGCAGGAGACCAAUACCACGGAAUCCCCUCUGCCUCUCUUCUCCCUUGAAACACGCAAUCCCUUUCCCCUGUCCCCUCCUCCCGCCUCCUUUCUCCGCAUUUCCCUCCUACCCCCCCCCCCUGCUUGCCCCUUAUCUCCGUCAUCAUGGCGUCGCUUACCUCGUUCCCCCUCCGCCGGGUGCUGGUUUUGGCGCUGGUCUUCGCAACCUUGCUGCUCCUAUCCACCUCGACGGCUGUGAGCGCCGGGAAGAAGUCUUCAUCCGACAAGGCCGCCAAAAAGUACGCCAAGGCUGAGAAGUACGCCAAGGCUGAGAAGUAUGCCAAGGUCGAGAAGCAUGCCAAGGUCGAGAAGCAUGCCAAGGCCGAGAAGCAUGCCAAGGCCGAGAAGUACUCCAAGGCCGAGAAGUACUCCAAGGCCGAGAAGUACUCCAAGGCCGAGAAGCAGGCCGCCAAGGCAGAGGCUGCCGCCGCUAAGAAGGCUCGGAAGCCGGUGUCUCUCGAGGGGACCAAGAUCGUGGCCUCUGCCUCGAUCUCGGACGACGAGGUCCCAGUUGCCCAGGUGGCUGUGGUCGAUGCCGGCGCUGCCGCUGUCCCUGUUUCCGCCCCCGCCCUGGCGCAAACUUAUGUCAAGCUGGAUAAGGCUCUGGCUCGGGCCGAGAAGGCUGGCCUGAAGGCCGACAAGGAGGCCCUCCGGGCUGAGAAGGCCCUCUACAAGGCGGCCAAGGCCCAGCGCAAGGCUGCCUUCCAGUCUGUCUGGCAGGAGUAUGCCGCCGGGGCGGGCUAUGCCCCGGGGCCUCUCGGGGACUAUGCUCUGCCGAAGAAGGAUAAGCUGCUCAAGUACACCGAGACCCCGAUCGAACGGUCUAUGCGAAAGAUUGAGGAGCUUGAGUUCAAGCUGGCCCGUGAGCGCCUGACCCUGGAGUGGCUCCAGAGCCAGGAGGCCGCCGAGCAGACCUUCGCUCCGGGGGUGGUGAUCACCCUGACCUCGACCGGCCACGCUGGCGAGGCUGACGCCGAUGGCCCGGCCACAAAUGAUGAGGGCGAGGCCGGCGCCGACAGCGCUUUCACCAAUUCCACCACCUCGGCCAGUGCCGAGUGAGCGGUGGGCAAAAAAAAAAAGGCGGCCGCGCAAAGACAAGCCGUGCCCUGUGAAAGAAGCAGGAAGGGCAAGGAGAAGGGCGGUGCCGAGGGAGAGAUGUCUUUGAAGAAACAUCACACGCAUUCUCUCUCUCCCCCCCCCCCACACACACGCCACUCUUUGUCAAAAAUAAAGGACGGCACCAACGGCGUAGGUGCCUUCGCCCUCUCCUUUUUCAAUCCGAAGAAGGGGAGAAAAAAAAGGAGAAAAAACGAAGCGAGCCCAAGC
Molecule: messenger RNA, 1477 nt
Organism: Fonticula alba
Lineage: Eukaryota; Rotosphaerida; Fonticulaceae
Exons: 2
Coding region: 257-1210 (317 amino acids)
Source: RefSeq, a predicted model, not a curated record